AUGCCUGCGAAGAAGCGAAUUUCCGGCGCGACAGCCGCCAAACGCUCGGCGCGGCCAAGUGCUGUUCAGGCUGGCGACCCUGUUCCCGUUCGCGCAAAGCGCCGUUACCGUCCUGGCACUGUCGCUCUUCGCGAAAUUCGACAUUACCAAAGCGGCACCAAGCUUCUCCUCCGAAAACUUCCAUUCGCUCGUCUUGUCCGAGAAAUCGCGUUGACGAUGCGUCCACGAGACGAAGGUCUGCGCUGGCAGAGCCAAGCCAUCAUGGCCCUUCAAGAAGCUGCCGAAGCCUUCAUGGUUCAUCUGUUUGAGGAUACCAACCUAUGCGCCAUCCACGCCAAACGCGUUACCAUCAUGCAGAAGGAUAUUCAGUUGGCAAGGCGGAUACGCGGCAUGUGGGGUGGACUGGGCUAA
Fusarium sp. VM40 is the source of this 411-nucleotide messenger RNA. NCBI's taxonomy places the organism in Eukaryota, Fungi, Ascomycota, Sordariomycetes, Hypocreales, Nectriaceae. The record is from the annotation of a GenBank genome assembly.